AUGGAAUUGAGCGUAUUAGCUUGGUUGAUUUCAAGCAUUGUAUUCUCAACAGCUAUCAUCACAGUCAACAAAAGCCUUACAAGAUUAUAUCAUUUCACAUACAUGGGUACAUUAACAUCGAUUCAUUUCUUAUGUACUUAUAUUAUUUUAACAAUUAUGCAAAAACUUAAUAUAAUUGAAAGUGCUAAAGAUUUUCCUAUUACUAGAAGAUGGCUGUUGGCUCUCUGGGGCGUUGGUUCCGUUGUAUUCAUGAAUUUAAAUCUCGCUACUAACUCAGUCGGUUUCUAUCAACUAUCCAAAAUGUGCACAAUCCCUGCGUUAGUUAUUUUCAAUUAUAUUGCGCUCAAAAAGACAACUCCAUUAAACACAUUAUUUUCGCUUACAAUCCUGUUAAUAGGUGUUUAUCUUUACUCAGUAAAUGAUGUAGAAGCUAAUACAACGGGCACAAUAUUUGCUGUCCUUGCCAUUAUAGCCACAACUGGUUUCCAAGCUAAAAGUAAUUUAGAACAGAAGAAUUAUGGUAUAUCAGGUCCAGCAUGUCAGCAUGCUACUGCUCUUCCACAAUUUGUGCUUAGUUCUAUCUCAGCUGUCAGUACAGAAUUUUUCGGAAUAAAUACGAUUCUCGAACACAAAUUUACUCGAAAUGAAAUAAUUACUAUUAUUGUUAGCUGCUUAUUAGCUGUUGGAGUUAACGUUUCUUUCUUCGCUUUGGUCGGAAAAACUUCACCAAUUACGUAUCAGGUUGUAGGACAUUUGAAAACAAUUUUAAUUCUUAUUUUCGGAAUUGUUCUAUUCCCUCCUGAGCAGAAAGUCGAAAGGGCGCAGUUUUAUAAGACUUUGCUUGGUAUUGCAAUAUCAAUGGUUGGAAUUAUUCUUUAUUCAAUAUUCCAGCACUUAAAUAAGCCUCCACCACCACCAGAAGAGCAGAAGGGAUUCUUAGAAGACCGAAAGAAAGACGAAGAACAAAAAGGAUUUUUGGAUGACAUCAAAUCAGAAACCGAGAAUAAACAGUAA
Molecule: messenger RNA, 1014 nt
Organism: Trichomonas vaginalis G3
Lineage: Eukaryota; Parabasalia; Trichomonadida; Trichomonadidae
Product: carbohydrate transport
Exons: 1
Coding region: 1-1014 (337 amino acids)
Cellular component (GO): Golgi apparatus
Molecular function (GO): nucleotide-sugar transmembrane transporter activity; antiporter activity
Source: RefSeq, a predicted model, not a curated record